GACUCAUUCUUGUCAAAGCCAACAGAAGAAAUCGGUUCCUCGGAGACCCCACACCAUUUCAUGCCAUCUUCCAGGAUGGGAUUGCGGGAAGUGACCGUGGCGCUGAUUAUUCUCGUACAGCAACUAAGGGCUCGAGAUGUGAACAUAACGGAGCCGGAUUUCCCAGAUAUCAGCCCUCUCAUCCAGUCACUUCUCAUCGAUGCCAGAGAUGAUAAAGUCAUGAAAGCGUCUGUCGGCAUUAACGCAAGCACAAAAUUUGUCGUUAACAGGCCGGCUGUCGAUAAAAUCAGUACAGGCCCUUCGACAAAUGAAAAACAAGAAAUUACAGAGACUGACAUGUACUUGUUGAAUGCAAUAGAGAAGUUAGCUUACAGGCUUGACGCUAUGGAAAAGAGACUUAGGAGAACUGAAGAGCUCCUCUUGCAAGUCAUGGAAGGGUCAAAUAUAAAAAGACAAGAUGCAUGUCCAGCGAAUUUCACCCGAGUGGCAAGAAACUGUUAUCACUUUAGCGAGAGGCUUUAUAACUGGAAAUCGGCAGCUUCUAUGUGUAAAAGUCUCGGAUCGAACCUGAUCGAGAUUGAAUCACGAGAUGAGUUCAUGGAAGUAGUGACUUAUCUACAGUCGAACAACCGGCUUAGAGGGUAUGAUUUCUGGACGGGAGGUUUGAACCCUGGGCUGCUGUGGAUUUGGGCGAACAGCGCAAGGCCGAUUCUGCCAAAAAAGCCGAGCAACCGGCCGGACGAGAACGUCUACGGAAGCGGGAGGUGUCUCAAGUUGGCUAUAAACCAGGCGAAGCUGUAUCAGUACCACGGGAUGGACUGUGCUAUCAGGCUCAAGUACAUAUGCGAACAUGAAGAAAAUUCGACUAUUCGCGCUUUGAAGAAAUUACAAAAAUCAUUAGUUAUAAAAGAAGAAGAGUGAAAGCGUUUUUCCUGUUUUGAUCCGUGUAAAUCAAAAUUAAAAUCUGCUCAUUUCCCCCCCCCCCAAAAUUUUAACAUUUUCAUUUAUUUAUAUUAAUUUAUUUUCCCUGAAAUAUGCAAAUUCUAUUGGAAAAUUUAGUUUAUUUUUAUAUUUAUUUAUUCUGUCCUAAUUAAUUAACUAAAAAAGGUAUCCAAUAUACCUUUUAAUAUCACAAACAAAUUCUUAAAAAACACCACCUUUCAACAUUUGAAUGAGAUGCUAAAAAUAUAUAUAUGUAUGUGAGCAUUUGGCAAAUAUAGAGAAAUUUAAAAACUUUCACUUGUAGCCAAUGAAAGUUGUUUAAAAGUGAAAGGUAAUAAUUAAAAAUUGCAAAGGAAGUAUUCCUUUUGUUUUGGCAGUCUUGUCUUCUUCUCUA
This is a messenger RNA of Cimex lectularius (bed bug), 1336 nucleotides long. RefSeq names its product oxidized low-density lipoprotein receptor 1-like. The record is from RefSeq and is a predicted model, not a curated record. Lineage: Eukaryota; Metazoa; Arthropoda; Insecta; Hemiptera; Cimicidae. The transcript is spliced from 5 exons. Bases 61 to 921 code for a protein of 286 amino acids.